AUGUCUCACGGACACCAAAGCUUAUUAAAAGUUUUUGAACAUCUUGUAUCAACUAGACCAAAAGAAAAAGCUCUUUUCGUUCCAAACGGUGCAGAGUAUGAAGAAAUCAAUUUUCAAGACUUGGAUCUUAUUAUCAAUAAAUACGCUAACUAUUGGAGUAAACAAUUGGAGAAUGAAACCUUGGAGAAAGACUGUGUGAUCGGCUACUUAUCGCAAAGUGGUCCUGAAUACUUAUAUAACUUCAUGGCUUUAUGGAAAUUAGGCUUCACAGUUUUAUUUCUUAGUCCUAAAAAUUCCGAACCUGCAUUGAUUCAUUUACUUCAAGAAGCUAAAUCGAGUAUUCUCAUUUACGAUUCUCAACUUUCAAAAAUCUCCAAAAAUGUGCAAAGUGAAUUAGGUUCUCAGCAUUCACAAACGCUUAAAAUUUUUCAACUUCCUAACAAUUUAAAGAAUGAAAAUAUUGAUCAUUCAGCACCUGUUCUGAAACUAGAUGAUAAUCCUUAUGAAAAAAUUAUUGCUAUUUUUCAUAGUUCCGGUUCAACUUCAUUUCCUAAAUUAGUUCCUCUCACUAAUCGUUAUUUUUUGGUUGUGAAUUCAAGAGAUAAGGCUGAUGAUAUUGUCUUAGCAACCCCUCCAUUAUUUCAUAUCUUUGGAAUGACUGUCAUUAUAACUACUAUUCUCAACCCUGGUUCCGUAUAUGUAUUUCCAAUCGUCUCAGGAUCAGUUCCUUUAGUAAAUGAAAUUUUACAUAGUUUAAACCAAUCUAAGGCUAAU
Messenger RNA from Dentiscutata heterogama, 774 nucleotides. NCBI's taxonomy places the organism in Eukaryota, Fungi, Glomeromycota, Glomeromycetes, Diversisporales, Gigasporaceae. The record is from the annotation of a GenBank genome assembly.